UUGGCACUUUCUGAUUGUGGGACGGCACUUAAAAGGCCGACCGGCAGGGUGGCAUCCAUCGAUAGGCACGAUGGCGAGGUUCGCGGUCGUCGUCGCUCUGCUCGCAGUCAUCCUCCAUGUCGCUGUCGGACUGGAAGGCACCACGAGAAACAAGCUGAGCGUCAAAUUCAGCACCAGUGCGGACAAGAAACAGAAAUGCAACUUCAUAGACAUGCCCCGCACUCUGGCGGCUGCCGUCAAGAAGCAUUUCAAGCGGAUGUACUACCGGGACCAGGGCCUUACGUCCGUCUGGUGUCCGCACAGCGACUACCACAUGUGUCUCAUCUACGACAAGAAGGGCAGUAUUGCGGGCAUUCAGAUGACGUUGACACCCAAAGAGGCGGCUACAGCUAGUGUACCGAUAAACCUCAACACUGUACCUGAGUGGGAGGCGAGCAGGAAUUUCACCAUGCAAACGUACACGCUGACCGUCUACUUUGUCAGCAAAGACGUGAUCCGGAGAGGCGGCCGCAAGUUGUCACCUGGCGACUCGACGGUACCCGAGGGAGCGUUCAUCUUGCAAACGGACUCCGAGGGUCGGGAGAUCAACCGCCUGCUGAUGCCCAUCGACCAGGAGAAAGCUGUGGCUCCUCACUUCGCCCUCCAGGGCUGCGGUGAAGGCCAGGGAAUUCACUACAAUCAAAACCGGACGCCGGACACGCCAUGUGAAGAGUUCCGACCGUACUUCGUUCUGUACAGUUCAGUCACCAAGAAGCUUGUUGGCUUUGUUUUCUCGUCGUUCGGUGAAGUCCCCUCCGCGAAGCAGGAUUGGUUCGACUUGAUGUCCAUCUAUCAGCUGAAGAAACUUGCACCGAGAGGCCCCAACUGCCUGGUGGAUUGGGCCGAGAAGUACACUUUGUUCACCAGCCACGUGUACUUCAUCCAACGUCCGUGGGAGCUGACCUGCCCCGGCACGGCCUAUUAAUGUGGAUGUUUCCCUUCACUCACCUUUCCUCUGCUCCACUUUAAUACAUGCGCGCUUUUGCUCAACACUUUCCAGCGUAAAAAAAAAUUGUCAUAUGUCAAAUAAAACCGUCCCACGGUAUUUUAAAAAAA
This is a messenger RNA of Thrips palmi, 1095 nucleotides long. RefSeq lists its product as uncharacterized. The coding region runs from base 71 to 964 and encodes 297 amino acids. The transcript is spliced from 7 exons. The record is from RefSeq and is a predicted model, not a curated record. NCBI's taxonomy places the organism in Eukaryota, Metazoa, Arthropoda, Insecta, Thysanoptera, Thripidae.